Hipposideros armiger (great roundleaf bat) is the source of this 2349-nucleotide messenger RNA. It is a transcript of the gene AGTR1, whose product is annotated as angiotensin II receptor type 1. The transcript has 3 exons. Gene Ontology annotation, cellular component: membrane; external side of plasma membrane. Bases 385 to 1464 code for a protein of 359 amino acids. The record is from RefSeq and is a predicted model, not a curated record. NCBI's taxonomy places the organism in Eukaryota, Metazoa, Chordata, Mammalia, Chiroptera, Hipposideridae. Gene Ontology annotation, biological process: regulation of vasoconstriction; immune response; neutrophil chemotaxis. Gene Ontology annotation, molecular function: C-C chemokine receptor activity; C-C chemokine binding; angiotensin type II receptor activity.
AUAAAUUCGGAGCUGCCUUGUCGCGGACGUCUCCGCAUCUGUCAGCGAGUGCCCCAGGCAGUGGGCAACAGGGCGCCUGGGCUGGCGCACUGCUAGCAGCCUUUCCCGGCCCGCCGCGGCGAUCGUGGGGAGAAGCACCACUGACCCGGGCGUGAGGGCUCACGGCUGGGACGCUGAGACGCCGAGCCCAAGUCCCGCACCAACGCCGCCAGCUCGCGGCCCGACGUGGGCGCAGCGCCCCGGGCGCGGAUUUCAUACCUGAUAAAUUGGUCUGAAAUGGCUGGGGUUUUUAUCUGAAUAAGUCCUUGAAGCCAUCUCAGAAGGUCUGCAUCCAGGUGCAUUUGGUAUUAGUGUCUGAGACUAAUUAAACCCCAGGAGAUCAAAAUGAUCCUCAACUCUUCCGCUGAAGAUGGUAUUAAAAGAAUCCAAGAUGACUGUCCCAAAGCUGGAAGGCACAAUUACAUAUUUGUCAUGAUCCCUACUUUAUACAGUAUCAUCUUUGUGGUGGGAAUACUUGGAAACAGCUUGGUGGUUAUUGUCAUUUACUUUUACAUGAAACUGAAGACCGUGGCCAGUAUUUUUCUUUUGAAUUUAGCCCUGGCUGACUUAUGCUUUUUACUGACUUUGCCACUGUGGGCUGUCUACACCGCUAUGGAAUACCACUGGCCCUUUGGCAAUUACCUCUGUAAGAUUGCGUCAGCCAGCGUCAAUUUCAACCUCUACGCCAGUGUGUUUCUGCUCACGUGUCUCAGCAUUGACCGCUACGUGGCCAUCGUUCACCCAAUGAAGUCCCGCCUCCGGCGCACAAUGCUUGUAGCCAAAGUCACCUGCAUCGUUAUUUGGCUUCUGGCUGGCUUGGCCAGUUUACCAACUAUCAUCCAUCGAAACGUAUUUAUCAUCGAGAACACCAACAGCACAGUUUGUGCUUUCCAUUACGAAUUCCAUAAUUCAACCCUUCCCGCUGGGCUGGGCCUAACCAAGAAUAUACUGGGUUUCUUGUUUCCUUUUCUGAUCAUUCUUACAAGUUAUACUCUUAUUUGGAAGACCCUAAAGAAGGCUUAUGAGAUUCAGAAGAACAAGCCAAGAAAUGAUGAUAUUUUCAAGAUAAUUGUGGCAAUUGUGCUUUUCUUUUUCUUUUCCUGGGUUCCCCACCAAAUAUUCACUUUCCUGGAUGUACUGAUUCAGCUGGGCAUCAUACAUGACUGUAAAAUUACAGAUAUUGUUGACACUGCCAUGCCUAUCACUAUUUGCAUAGCUUAUUUUAACAAUUGCCUUAAUCCUCUCUUCUAUGGCUUCCUCGGGAAAAAAUUUAAAAAGUAUUUUCUCCAGCUUCUGAAAUACAUCCCCCCGAAGGCCAAAUCCCACUCGAGCCUAUCAACAAAAAUGAGCACGCUUUCCUACCGCCCCUCCGAUAAUGGAAGCUCAUCCACCAAGAAGCCUGCCCUGUGUGUUGAGGUUGAGUAGCGCAGCUGAAGUCCGUCUGUGAAGUAAUGUUGUCAAAAAAGGAGCAAGAGAAACAUUCCUCUAUAGCAUUUCACUACCAAAUAAGCAUCAGCUACUUUUCAGAAAUUUAAGAAGGGAGUGGACUGCCUGACUGCAUUGACUUCUAAUGCUCUGAACAAAAGCUUCUCUUUUCCUUUGCAACAAAACAAAGCAAAGCAACAUUUUGCCACAUUUUGCAUUAGAUACAUGAUGGUUGCUUAAAGAACAAUGCCAGAAACUGGUCGAAUUUGUUGAUUUGGAAAAUUUUACAGGCAGAAAUGCCAUCUCCCCCAUCCUCUUGUUCUGUUAGUUUUGAUUUCCAUGUAAAGGUAUUUAGAAUAUGUUAAACCUUUAGAGGAACAAGAUAAGAUCAGAGCUCAAAACGAACCCCCAGAGUCCAAAGGGCCUUACAGCGUUUGUGCUUAUUUAGCUAUUAGCAACUGUGGUCCACUUGUACUUGCUACUCCAUAUUUUGUACAAAGACUUGCUAAACAGUGGCUGUCAAGUGUCAGGAACUUGUGCAGUUCAACCAGUGUCUUGUUGGUUCACACUGCCAAAACAUGCCAGCUAAAUGGCUUAUUUGUAUAACGAUGUUUCUAAAGCCAAGUGUUAAAACUAUUUGUACAGGUAUUACUCUGGUCCCAGGUAGUGGUGUCUUCCUAGUCAUAUUAGUUUCAUUUCACAUGUGAAAAGUAUAUAUAUUUGUGGUAAAAAGAUUAUAUGUCAUAAAGUAUGCCUUCGUGUUAUAAAAAGUAUAUAUUCUACCUAUAUAUGUAUAUGUAUAUGUAUAUCUAUAUCUCUAAACUGUUAUUACUUGAUUAAAAUCUGGUAAAGUUAUAUUUACAUUAAAAUAAAAUAAUUUUAUUG